GCGGGAAACCAAUGGAUGAGAAAGAGGACUUCAUUCUGUUGCCUUUUGCAGCUUCAUGGCUUCUCUGUUAUCAUCUUCAAACUCUCUCUUCUCGAGCUCCUCAACUCACAAAAUACGUGCCUCACCAUUGAAAGGCAAGGGAAAGAAGAAUGCUGGUGUUCGAACACUGUGGAUAAAGGCGGCGACCUCUGCGGAGCCCGACAAGGAGAAGAAGACUGCUCAGGCUUCAAGCGAAGCUUCAGCCUCCUCUGCAAAGCCCUUGAGGCCAAAGAAACCAGAAUACUCGAUGAAGAAAGGACAAAUUGUAAGGGUGGAUAAAGAGAAGUACCUAAAUAGUAUCAACUAUUUAUCAGUUGGGCAUCCCCCUUAUUACAAAGGCUUGGACUACAUAUAUGAAGAUCGUGGCGAGGUUUUGGAUAUCAGGAUCUUUGAAACAGGAGAAUAUGCUCUCAUUGCUUGGGUCGGAAUCCCUACUGCUCCUGCAUGGCUUCCUACAGAUAUGCUCAUUAAGUCGGACCAACUCAACUACGAGAGAAUUUGACUUCAGAGAGAGAUUGUGGAUAUCUUGCUGUGUCCGCGAUGCUUGCAAGUUAUUGCGUAGGGUGAUGAAGGGCGUAUACAGCUUCAUUUCAGUAAAUGUAUCAUGUCUACCAAGACUUAGUAAAUAAAUAUCAUGCUUGUCAUGAGUGGAUAUAUAUAAUAUAAAACAGAGACUCGUGUUAUGUUUGAAUUGUAACUUCGUCAAGGUAUAAGUCUUCCGUAUUUCUUCAUGGUUACCUUGUGACUGUUUGGUGUUUGAAAAUUUCAAUUCAAACUGCCAAUAAGUCUUCCUAUUUAUGUUUCUUGACCUA
Molecule: messenger RNA, 851 nt
Organism: Asparagus officinalis (garden asparagus)
Lineage: Eukaryota; Viridiplantae; Streptophyta; Magnoliopsida; Asparagales; Asparagaceae
Product: NAD(P)H-quinone oxidoreductase subunit O, chloroplastic
Exons: 7
Coding region: 56-541 (161 amino acids)
Cellular component (GO): plasma membrane
Molecular function (GO): oxidoreductase activity, acting on NAD(P)H, quinone or similar compound as acceptor
Source: RefSeq, a predicted model, not a curated record